AUGAUAUCAUAUUUUAAGGUAGUAGUUUUUUUAAUAUUUUUCUUUCUAUUUCUAAAAAAGAAGGUAAUUUGUUCCAUUAAUGAGAGUAAAAAUGUGAAUGAAAAUUUAAAUGAAGAUAAAAAUCUCAAUGACAAUAUAUAUCAAUUAAAAUCUAUGAUUGGAAAUGAUGAACUACAUAAGAAUUUAACGAUACAAGAAAGACUUAUAUUAGAUUCGUUAGAAAAUGAUAUAUUAAAAUUCCCUCUAGUAAAACAUGAAACCGAAACAUAUUUGGAUAUAUCUAAAUUUAAAAAAAAAAGCAUAAAUGAUGCAGAUGAUGACAUGUAUAUCAUACCAACUAUACAAUCAAGUUUUUAUGAUAUUGCAAAAUAUGAACAUUUAUUAAAGGAACAAUUAAUAGAAUCUUAUACUGCAAAUAUUUCUGAUUUAAUUAAAAAAAAAUUACUUAUUGUAAGAACAUUAAAAACAAUAAAAUUAAUGCUUAUACCAUUAAAUUCUUAUAAACAAAAAAAUAAUUUAAAAACUGCACUAGAAGAAUUAAAUGAAGUAUUUAAGAAUAAUGUAGAUCAAUCAGAAAAAAAGCGUUUGUUGAAUAACCAUCGAGAGGCAUUUAAAAAUAUUUUAAAUGUUGUUGAUGAAAUUGAAAAAUCAAAAGAGAUUAUAAAUAAAGGUGAAACUUUAAUUCUUGGAGAUAGUAAGAUAGAUCUAAUGAGUACAAAUGACUUUUUUUUUACAACCAACACUAAUAUAAAAUUUAUGGAAGAAUUAGAUAAUAUAUCAAAACAAUAUGGAUUAGGUUUAAUUAAUCAGCUUGGUCCUCAUCUUAUAGCUCUGGGACAUUUUAUGAUAUUGAAAUUAGCACUUAAAUAUUAUAAUAUAUUCUUUGAAUUAAAAUCUGUCAAAUUUUUUAGUUGGCAACAAAUAUUGAACUUCAAUAUGUCAGAUAGGUAUAAAAUACUUGAUAUGAUGUGUGAUCAGGAUGCUGUAUAUUAUUCAGAAAAAAAACGUAGAAAAACGUAUAUGAAAGUUGAUAGAUCGAAUACAAGAAUGGAAUGUAAUAUACUAGAAUUUUUAAUUCAUUUUUUUAAUAAAUAUCAACUAGAAAUAAUUAAAAUUACGGAAGAUACGGAUUUCGACUUACAUGGUAUGAUGGAGCACAGACAUAUAAAAGAUCAAUUCUUUUCAUAUAUGUGUAAUGAUCCUAAAGAAUGUAUUAUAUAUCAUACCGAUAGAUUUAAAAAAGAAAAGGAUGAGGAAGAUACUUUUGAACAACAAGGCACUAGUCACAAUAUUAGUGCAUACAAUUUAUACUUAAAUUUUUACUAUUUUAUGAAACGUUAUAGUUCUUACGGAAUUAGAAAAACUACAUAUGUUCACUUAUUAAAUUUAACAGGACUUAUAAAUUACGAUAUUAGAGCUUAUGUAACAUCACUUUAUUUACCUGGAUAUUACAACAUUAUUGAAAUGUCAUUUACUGAGGAAACAGAACUUCCAACGCUAUUUAAUAAUUCUGUGGAAUGUAUUAAAAAGUGCUAUUUGGAUGAAAAAAAUGAAUAUACCUCAUUCAUAAAAAAUACUUCAAUAGAUAGUAAUUUUAUUAACGAAGUAUCAAAGUGUGAUUUGUGUAAAGGAGCAUUCUUAUUUGCUAAUUUAAAAUAUGAUAAUGUUCCUUCCAUGUUACAAAAGUUUUACAUAUAUGUAACUCGGGGUCUUAAACUCCAAAAAGUAACAUCAUUAGUUAGAACAUUAGACAUUUAUCAAGAUUACAGUAAUUUUUUAUCGCAUGAUGUUAAUUGGUAUACAUUCUUAUUUUUAUUUAGAAUUACAAGUUUUCAAGAAAUUUCACGAAAAAAUGUGGCUGAAUCUUUGUAUUUAAAUUUGAAAGAUGAAGAUUCAUUUCAUAGAAGUGUUACUACAAGUUAUUGGUUUCCUUCACACAUAAAGAAAUAUUAUACAUUAUAUGUUAGAAAACACCUGCCAAAUAAUUUAUUAGAUGAAUUAUUGAAACUAAUGCGAAAGAGUACAAUAGAGAAGAUGAAAAAAUCUAUCACAUUUUUAGUACAUGUUAAUUCAUUUUUACAAUUAGAUUUUUUUCAUAACCUUAAUGAAGCACCCUUUGGAUUACCCCGUGCACAUCCUUUAUCAUUAAUUCUUGAACAUAAAUUUAAAGAAUGGAUGGAUGGUUCUCCUGCAGGUUUUUAUUUUUCAAAUUAUCGAAAUCCAUAUAUAAGAAAAGAAUUACAUAAUCGAGUAUUAGAUCUGAAGUUCGAACCACCAAAAAUAAAUGAAUGGAAUAAAGUUUUAAAAGUAAUAAUUAAAUGUGCUUAUGAAAUGUAUUUUGAACAAAGGCAUGUUAAAAAUUUAUUUAAAUAUCAUAAUAUUUAUAAUAUAAAUAAUAAAAUAAUGCUAAUGAGAGAUACAUAUGAUAUGUUUAAUAGAAAGAAUUUUGAUGAUAUUUUAUUUUUUGCGGAUAUAGUUAAUAUUAGAAAAUAUUUAACAGCAACUCCUUUAGUUAAAAAGGGUAUGGAUAGAACAUUUUAUGUUGUGCAUAGUAUUUUAGGAAAUUCUGUAAAUUUUUAUAAAUAUGGUAUUAUAUAUGGAUUUAAAGUAAAUAAAGAAAUUUUGAAAGAAGUUGUAGAUGAGCUGUUUUCAAUUUAUAAUUUUAACACAGAUAUAUUUACCGAUACGUCUUUCUUACAAACAGUUUAUUUACUCUUUAGAAAAAUUGAAGACACUUACAAGACUCAAAGGAGAAACGAUAGAAUGAGUAUAAAUAACAUAUUUUUUAUGAAUGUUGCAAAUAAUUAUUCUAAGUUAAGUUUGGAACAAAGGGAAUUAGAAAUACACAACUCGAUGGCCUCAAGAUUUUAUUCAAAAACAAUGUUUUCUGCGUUUCAAAUGUUAUUUUCUACAAUGUUAAGUAAUGAAGCAAAUCAUCUUGAUAAGGUUUAUGGGAAAAGUGGUAAAAUAGGUAUAGCAACAAGUGUCUCUGCAUACCUUACUUUUGCAUAUGUAUAUAAUGGAAGUAUUAUGGAUAGUAUGACUAACAGUUUAUUACCACCGUAUGCUAAAAAACCAAUAACUCAAUUAAAAUAUGGAAAAACCUUUGUUUUUUCAAAUUAUUUUAUGUUAGCAUCAAAAAUGUACGAAAUGUUAAAUUAUAAAAAUUUAAGUCUUCUGUGUGAAUAUCAAGCUGUAGUCAGUGCAAAUUAUUACUCUUCCAAAAAGGUAGAUCAAUUCCUUGGUAGAAAAUUUUUUCCUAUUACUACAACUUUCCUGACAUGGAGAAUAGGUGAAACAGCUGGUUUUGAAGGUAUAAGUAGGCUUAAAUUUUUUGGUAAAUGGGAAAAUAAUGCACCAAUAUUUUUAUAUUUUCAUUUUUUUCUUAAUUUAUAUUUUGAUUCUGGAAAAUAUUUUCCUGGAGGUUUUUCGGCUUCUUUAAGAGAACAAUCAGAACACGUAUCCAAAAAGGGUUAUCCUCAAAAACCAUCGGUUCUUGGUUUUACACAGAACGUGAUAUUGCAGCUUACUAAUAUAAUCAUGUAUGCUCUUUGUUUUAUGGACCUUUCACAAAUGUAUGCUUAUUUCGAAAACGUGAAUUUUUAUAUUAUAAGUAAUUUUCGUUUCCUUGAGAGAUAUUUUAAUGUAUUCAAUAAAUACUUUAUAGAACUUUUCAGAAGAAAACUUAAAGAGUAUACAAGUGAUGUCCUUUUAAAAUACGAAUACGAAACUUAUAUAAAUAUAAGAAAACGUGGUUAUCUUGACGAGGCAAUAGAAGCCAGAAUUGCUGCUAAAAAUAAAAUAAAGGAAUAUUUUUAUGAUAAUGAUGAAAAUGUUAAGAAUAAUUUAAGAAGAUAUGCCAUGGAAAAUAUGCAUAAAAUUAAUAUGUCGACAUAUGUGGAUGACUAUAUUUUUUUUGAUGAUUGUGAUAAAAAUGAGGAAUUUCUAAAUGAUAGAUGUAAUAUGUGUCCUGUUUAUGAGGAAUCCGAUGAAGACAACCAGAAGGAUUUAUCGUCAAGUAGUAAGGCUAUAACAAGAAUAAAAUAUAGAACUACGAAAUUUAUUGAUUAUAAAAAAUUUCCUGAAGAAGCUUCAGGAGAAUUGUCGGAAGAAGAAAAUAGUGAUGAUGAUAUGAAUUUAACUGAUAAUGCAUUGAUGAUUACAAAUAUACCGCAAAAUGAAUAA
Molecule: messenger RNA, 4185 nt
Organism: Plasmodium adleri (nom. inval.)
Lineage: Eukaryota; Apicomplexa; Aconoidasida; Haemosporida; Plasmodiidae
Product: cytoadherence linked asexual protein 8
Exons: 9
Coding region: 1-4185 (1394 amino acids)
Biological process (GO): adhesion of symbiont to microvasculature
Source: RefSeq, a predicted model, not a curated record